CCAGACGGCCCGCGACCGCGGCACUGACCACCAGCACCUGCGGGAGGGAGGCGAGGCCCCCGGCAGCUGGAAGCCCGGCGCGGCCUCGGGCGUGGGGACCGGGCGGGGACUGCCCCGCGGCGGCGAUGCGCUUCGGGCGGAGGCGUCCGGAGGGCUGCGGCCUCGGACCUGGCGUUUCCGUGGGGUGUGGACAUUUAAACAACACAAGUAUUUUGCCUGGGGCUUUGGUCAAACAAAUGCUGAGAAGACACAUAAAGAAGAGCCCUAGGAGCCAUUUCUCAACAAUUAUAUAGUAAACUGCUAUAACAAUGGUACUAAUAUUGGGACGCAGACUAAAUAGAGAGGAUCUUGGGGUGCGUGAUUCGCCAGCAACUAAGCGAAAAGUUUUUGAAAUGGACCCCAAAUCUCUGACAGGUCAUGAGUAUUUUGACUUCUCUUCAGGAUCAUCCCAUGCUGAGAACAUACUCCAGAUAUUUAAUGAGUUCCGAGACAGCCGCCUGUUCACAGAUGUUAUCAUCUGUGUGGAAGGAAAAGAGUUCCCGUGCCAUCGAGCUGUUCUCUCAGCCUGUAGCAGCUACUUCAGAGCCAUGUUCUGUAACGACCACAGGGAGAGCAGAGAAAUGCUGGUUGAGAUCAAUGGCAUUUUAGCUGAAGCUAUGGAGUGCUUUUUGCAGUAUGUGUACACUGGGAAGGUGAAGAUCACAACAGAGAAUGUCCAGUAUCUCUUUGAAACCUCCAGCCUCUUUCAGAUCAGUGUUCUCCGGGACGCGUGUGCCAAAUUCUUAGAGGAGCAGCUUGAUCCUUGCAAUUGCUUAGGAAUCCAGCGUUUUGCAGACACCCACUCACUCAAGACUCUCUUCACAAAAUGCAAGACCUUUGCAUUACAGACUUUUGAGGAUGUGUCCCAGCACGAAGAAUUUCUUGAGCUUGACAAAGAUGAACUUAUUGAUUAUAUCUGCAGUGAUGAGCUUGUGAUUGGCAAAGAAGAGAUGGUUUUCGAGGCCGUCAUGCGCUGGGUCUACCGAGCCGUUGAUCUGCGAAGACCACUGUUACAUGAGCUGUUGACGCAUGUCAGGCUCCCUCUCUUACAUCCUAACUACUUUGUUCAGACAGUUGAGGUGGACCAGUUGAUCCAGAAUUCCCCUGAGUGUUAUCAGUUGCUUCAUGAAGCAAGACGGUACCACAUUCUCGGCAAUGAAAUGAUGUCCCCAAGGACUAGGCCACGCAGGUCUACUGGCUAUUCAGAGGUGAUAGUUGUGGUUGGAGGCUGUGAACGAGCUGGAGGAUUUAAUCUUCCAUACACUGAGUGCUAUGAUCCAGUAACAGGAGAGUGGAAGUCCUUGGCCAAGCUUCCAGAAUUUACCAAAUCAGAGUAUGCUGUCUGUGCACUAAGGAAUGAUAUUCUUGUUUCAGGUGGAAGAAUCAACAGCCGCGAUGUCUGGAUUUAUAACUCACAGUUAAAUAUCUGGAUCAGAGUUGCUUCCCUAAAUAAAGGCAGGUGGCGUCACAAGAUGGCUGUCCUUCUUGGUAAAGUGUAUGUUGUUGGAGGCUAUGAUGGGCAAAACAGACUUAGCAGUGUAGAGUGUUACGAUUCCUUUUCAAAUCGUUGGACAGAAGUUGCUCCACUUAAGGAAGCAGUAAGCUCUCCUGCAGUGACGAGCUGUAUAGGAAAACUGUUUGUGAUUGGUGGAGGACCAGAUGAUAACACUUGUUCUGAUAAGGUUCAAUCUUAUGAUCCAGAAACCAAUUCUUGGCUACUUCGUGCAGCUAUCCCAAUCGCCAAGAGGUGCAUAACAGCUGUCUCUUUAAACAACCUGAUCUACGUUGCUGGUGGACUGACCAAGGCGGUGUAUUGUUAUGAUCCGGUUGAAGACUACUGGAUGCACGUGCAAAACACGUUCAGCCGACAGGAAAACUGUGGAAUGUCUGUGUGUAAUGGUAAAAUCUAUAUCCUGGGUGGAAGACGGGAAAAUGGAGAAGCCACAGACACUAUUCUCUGUUACGAUCCUGCGACAAGUAUCAUUACAGGGGUAGCUGCAAUGCCCAGACCAGUAUCCUAUCAUGGCUGUGUAACUAUUCAUAGAUACAAUGAGAAAUGCUUUAAGCUCUAAAACCCAGAAUACCUCACACAAGAAGCCGCGCCAAUCCAAGAGGAAAAUUUAAAAAAACUACCAAGUGAGAAUGACUCUCCUUUGUGCCCUAUGCAAAAAGAAAAAAGAAAAAGAAAUAAUCCUGAUGCCUUUCUGCCUAAAACAUCAAUAUUUCAAGCUGCAAUAAAUCCUUUCCUGUAAUUUGGGUUUUUAAAUAAUGGUGGUUAAAGCCAGGCCAGUACACAUCUUUAAUCCCAGCACCCAGAAGACAAAGGCAGGUGGAUUUCCGAGUUUGAACCCAGCCUGGUCUACAUAACAAGUUCUAGGCCAGCAAGAGCUGCAGAAGAAGACCUUGUCUUAAAAAAAAAAAAAAAAAGUAAUUUGGCCUAUGAGUAUACUUUUGCAUCUUUGAAAAACUAUGUGGGGUAGGAAAUAAUACCCAGCUGUAAACUUCUUAGGGAUUUGUGAACCGUCUUAGGAUGUUUAUUUCUUUUUUUGUCAAUUUUGUAGAGAAAAUUGCGUGACUGAAUCUUCAUUUAGGUUGACUUGCCUGAUGUUGAAAAUGUUUAGAAUUCAGUGUGAGAGGAAGAAAUUAGUUUUAAAUAUCGCUGUCACUGACUUUAUCCAUACUGGUUAAUUUCACUGAAACUUUUUGGGUUUUGUUUUCUUAAUUGUAAAAAUGUAGUGGCAAAUCAGCUGCCAUAAAAUACCAAAUUUUAUGACUUUAUAGACUGUUCUCUGAUAUUAAAUACUUUUUUGUGGGCUUAUGUAGGAUAUAAAAGUAAGGAGAUUUAAAUUACACAUUAAUUCCUAAGGAAAAAUUAAAAUAACUAUCAAAGAAAAAAAAAUGUGAUCCACUUUGGUUCUCAGGGUAUUUAAUGAUCUUCUGUGAGUCCACUAACAAAGUUCUUCCCUUCAAACUAACAGAGGAGCUGAAAUCCCUUUUAUAAAGCCAUGCAGGUAAUACACACCUGUAUUUGGGAUUUGUAUCCCAGCCAUGGUAGUAAUACACCUCUAUCCGAAAUCUGGAAGGUACAUCAAAAGAAACCAAAUUAAGGCUGAAGAUUUGGCUCAGUGUUUAAGAACACUUACUAUUUCAGGGAACCAGGUUUGGCUCCCACCCAUAUCCGGUGGCUCAGAAAGACCUGUAAUUCUAGUUACAGGGAAUCUAGCACCCAGUGACACCUACAGGCACGUGGUACACAUAAAUUCACACAGGCACACAUAAAUAAAUAAAUCUUAAGUAAAAAAAAAAAAUGUGUUUUGUAAUACUGCUGUAAGGAAAAUAAGAGCAGUUUUGCUCUCUACCCCAGCAGAGUUUGACAUUACUGGUGCAAUGCUUUGCUGAGUACCCUGCCUCCUUGUAAAUAGCUUACCAGUCUAGGAAUGACUACUGAUUCCUUAGAAGCCUACAGCAGAGCCCACUCUUCUCAGUGGGGCCGCUUGUUCAUAAGUUAGCUGAGCCACUCUGGCCAGCAACAGUUCCCAGUCGUCUGAGAGAAAUCUCUUAUUUGGGAGCCUUUGUAUAAAAUAUUGAUCAACAUUUUCAAUUUUCUAUCAAUUUUUUUUCUAGUUUUUCACCUCCAUCUUAUAAAACUGACCAGUUUUCCAACGGAAAUAUGAAAGUUUUUCUUAGAAAUCUAAGUGGAUACAGCAGGAACCAGUACGAUUAGUUAUUAUAACUUCCGUGUGGACGGAUAAGGAUUUACAAGGCCGUAGGCCGUAGGAGGUAGUUUGCUGUGUUUAACUUCCCAGUCACCAUUGUCUCCCAUGCUAUAACAUACUCCUUGUUGGUGAUAAUAAUAUCAUUAGAGUUCUGUUCAAAUCAAAAGCCUACCAUUGGCAAACGCUUUCUUCCUCAUCUUAGGAAAAUCGCAACAUUUUGUAUGAGGCAUUCUUAAUUGGAAUUUAAAUUUUGAGAAAAUGUUAAAAAGUUCACUUAUGAAAUUGUUUUCAAGUCAUAAAUUUCAAAUGAUGGGCUAACUGUAGAAGCACUUCAGAAAACAGUUAUCUGUCAUUUGAGGCGCAGUUACAUGUGCAACUGAGGGUAUUUGUACUAUAAUUUUAUCUGCAUUGUACUUUGGAUAAUGGGAACUAUUUAGUUCAGAAAUUCAUAAUAGUAAAGUGUGUGAACAAAAGUGUUUUGUAAAUGCUUAGGAAUCUACAAAUGAUAAUUGUUAUUCUAGUGUAUAAUUGUAAGACCAUGUCUAUUCAUAAAUAUGUCAUAUAAAAGACUUACUCAAAGUAAAUUUGUAUUUUAGUA
Psammomys obesus (fat sand rat) is the source of this 4353-nucleotide messenger RNA. It is a transcript of the gene Klhl24, whose product is annotated as kelch like family member 24. The record is from RefSeq and is a predicted model, not a curated record. Gene Ontology annotation, molecular function: protein binding. The transcript is spliced from 8 exons. NCBI's taxonomy places the organism in Eukaryota, Metazoa, Chordata, Mammalia, Rodentia, Muridae. Bases 309 to 2111 code for a protein of 600 amino acids.